Messenger RNA from Penicillium expansum, 810 nucleotides. RefSeq lists its product as uncharacterized. The transcript is spliced from 2 exons. NCBI's taxonomy places the organism in Eukaryota, Fungi, Ascomycota, Eurotiomycetes, Eurotiales, Aspergillaceae. The record is from RefSeq and is a predicted model, not a curated record. Bases 1 to 810 code for a protein of 269 amino acids.
AUGGUCAGGUUGGGGGACCUCUACAGAAAAUUGGCCAAAAUCGUUCUUUCGCUGUCUACUCUUACGCUCAGCAAGAUAGGGUCUGUUGAGCGUGACCCUAAAAAUAUGACGUGGAAGGUGUUGAAUCGGCCCUUAUCAUAUUCCAUGAAUGAAGUGGUGCAACUGGGAACACUAGCUCGGUCGAUAAUACCGAAUAGCAUGUACUCUGAAGCAUCGUCGUACUUUGACGCCCUGGUGGAGCUGCAGAUUUCACACCUCAUCAAGAAUAUCCUUGUUAAUGAAGCUAAGAAUAUUGUCGGAGUGGUAGACUGGGAGUUUACAUACACCGCCCCUGUCGAAUUUUCCCAUGCACCACCUUGGUGGCUUCUUCUCGAAAAGCCGGAAUAUUGGUCUAAAGGCCUCGGCGACUGGUGCUCACAAUAUGAUAAACGACUUGAAACAUUUCUUCAGGCCAUGAAUGAUUGCGAGGAUGAGUCAAUCCGCGCCGGUCAACUCAUGGAGACUCAGCGUCUCUCUGGCCUAAUGCGAGACAGUUGGAAGAGCGGGAACUUCUGGGUAAUGUAUGCCGCACGGAAUAAUUUUGCAUUCGACUCCAUUUAUUGGCGGAAGAUUGAUCGGCGAUUCUUUGGGCCGACUCAAAGCUUUGAACUUGACAAUGUCUGGAAGGAAAGGCUUCAUCUCUUGACACUCAAAGAAAAGGAGUACAUAAAUAUUUGUGUAAAGCUGAGGUUUGAACAGAUGAACACGAGACCUCUUGCUUGGGACCCGGAUGAGUAUACUCGAGCAUACGAGUGCGAGUGGGUGGAAUGA